Coregonus sp. 'balchen' is the source of this 35376-nucleotide messenger RNA. The record is from the annotation of a GenBank genome assembly. Lineage: Eukaryota; Metazoa; Chordata; Actinopteri; Salmoniformes; Salmonidae.
AUGGACUGUGCUGAGAACAGCUCCAGUGUGUCAGCCUCAGCCAGACCAGAGGUGACUCAGCCAUAUUCUGUCAGCAGGUUAUUGUUGGACCCAAACAGGACGUUACUGUUUUGUCAUGAAUCUGACACAGGCGCUGAAACUAGUCACUUAUUCAGUGACACCACCGGUAAGAGUUCACUCAGUCUCUCCCUUUUGUAGCUUCUCUUUUGAGCUCAAUGUUGGCUUGAGUAGGUAAAAUCAAGUUUGCUGUGAAAUUGCAAUAAGAGAGGAUGAGUGAUUUACCUGAUAAAAUAUGUUUGACUGAUUUUAUUGUUUGGUGUAGAAAUUGAGUCAGUUGUUUAUCUAUUUUGUGUUAGUUUCAAUGGUUUACUUUCCUACUGAAUGUCACAAUCAGUGUAACCAUUAGGAUUGGGAAGUGCUUAAAGGCUAACAUCAUGUACAGUUAGGAUCAAACAAUGUGAGUUUACUGGCUGUAACUCCCCCUUAGUGAUAUGAUUUAUCUGCCUCUCAAAAUUAGUAUUUUUCAAGUUUCACAUAACUAUUAAUCUAAUGACUGGAUGAAAGUGACUCACAUUCUGGAGUAUCUGUCUUCAUAUUUUUCAUCUAAACCUCUUAAGGUAUUUAAACGUGGGGCUAUAUGGGGUUUUACUGUGGCAAAUGUGGUUCUGCCUUAAUUCCUUGGCAACAAAGGGCAAUAGAAAGUGCUGUAUGAGUGGGAGUGGCAGAAGGGGUGGAGCCUCCCAUUGGUGCAGGUGAGGUUUGUUUCUGCAGGGUGAUUUUCAGUGGUCAGUACUCAUUAGCUAUUGAUAACCCGGCUCACCUUUCAACCGGACCGCCAACUCAGGGUCAUUUUGAAAGAGGUGGUGAAAAAAUGUAUUGGAUUUGAAGCACUGUAUGGAUCUUUAAUUUCGUUGCCCCCAACGUGGAUUAUGAUAUGGGAUAGAGAGCAAGGUGUUUUUGCGUAGAAGAGAGGAGGCCACAGGUGUGUGUUGAUAGGCUGAUCUCCCAGAGGGGAAUGGAAGUGAGAUACAGAGAAGAAGUGGUGAGUACAAAGAACACUGCUUUAAUGGUCUUUUAUGAAAAGCAGGAAAGUACCUAAAGAUUUUGUUGCUACCUUUUUUGAGGAAGUGUGGUUUAAGAUUGUUUUAUUAUGAUCAUUGUGUGGCUUUUUUGUGUGUGUGUGUGUGUGAGGGGGGGGGGGGGGGCUGUUAAGGUAUACAUAAAUACUGUGGUUCCAGAAAGUUUAGCAAUUCUGCACUGGAAAAAGUAAUUAGUUCUGCUAACAAUUUAUUUUGGUGGAAACUCGUUGCCUAGAACCAUUUGAGUAACCAAACUCAAAGUACAGUGCAUUCGGAAAGUAUUCAGACCCCUUCCCUUUUUCCACAUUUUGUUACCUUACAGCCUUAUUCUAAACUGGAUUAAAUAAAUGUUUUUCCUUAUCAAUCUACACACAAUACCCCAUAGUGGCAAAGCGAAAACAGGUUUUUAGAUUUUUUUGCACAUUUAUAAAAAAUAAACAACAUACCUUAAUUACAUUAGUAUUCAGACCCUUUGCUAUGAGACUCAAAAUUGAGCUAAGGUGCAUCCUGUUUCUAUUGAUCAUCCUUGAGAUGUUUCUACAGCUUGAUUGGAGUCCACCUGUGGUAAAUUCAAUUGAUUAGACAUGAUUUGGAAAGGCGCACACACUUGUCUAUAUAAGGUCCCACAGUUGACAGUGCAUGUCAGAGCAAAAACCAAGCCAAGAGGUCGAAGGAAUUGUCCGUAGAGCUCCAAGACAGGAUUGUGUUGAGGCACAUAUCUGGGGAAGGGUUCCAAAAAAUGUCUGCAGCAUUGAAGGUCCCCAAGAACACACUGGCCUCCAUCAUUCUUAAAUGGAAGAAGUUUGUAACCACCAAGACUCUUCCUAGAGCUGGCCGCCCGGUCAAACUGAGCAAUCGGGGGAGAAAGGCCUUGGUCAGGGAGGUGACCAAGACCCCAAUGGUCACUCUGGCAGAGCUCCAGAGUUCCUCUGUGGAGAUGGGAGAAUCUUCCAGAAAGACAACCAUCUCUGCAGCACUCCACCAAUCAGGCCUUUAUGGUAGAGUGGCCAGACAGAAGCCACUCCUCAGUAAAAGGCACAUGACAGCCCGCUUGGAGUUUUCCAAAAGGCCCCUAAAGGACUCUCAGACCAUGAGAAACAAAAUUCUCUGUUUUGACGAAACCAAGAUUGAACUCUUUGGCCUGAAUGCCAAGCGUCACGUCUGUAGGAAACCUGGCACCAUCCCUACGGUGAAGCGUGGUGGUGGCAGCAUCGUGCUGUUGGGAUGUUUUUCAGCGGCAGGGACUGGGAGACUAGGUAGGAUUGAGGCAAAGUACAGAGAGAGCCUUGAUGAAAACAUGCUCCAGAGCACUCAGGACCUCAGACUGGGGUGAAGGUUCACCUUCCAAAAGGACAACGAUCCUAAGCACACAGCCAAGACAAUGCAGGAGUGGCUUUGGGACAAGUCUCUGAAUGUCCUUGAGUGGCCCAGCCAGAACCCGGACUUGAACCCGAUCGAACAUCUCUGGAGAGACCUGAAAAUAGCUAUGCAGCGACGCUCCCCAUCCAACCUGACAGAGCUUGAGAGGAUCUGCAGAGAAGAAUGGGAGAAACUCUCCAAAUACAGGUGUGCCAAGCUUGUAGCAUCAUACCCAAGAAGAAUUGAGGCUGUAAUCACUGCCAAAUGUGCUUCAACAAAGUACUGAGUAAAGGGUCUGAAUACUUAUGUAAAUGAGAUGUUAGUUGUUUAUUUUUAAUAAAUGUGCUAAAAUGUCUAAACCUAUUUUUGCUUUGUCCUUAUAGGGUAUUGUGUGUAGAUUGAUGAGAGGGGAAAAAAACAAUUUAAUCCAUUUUAGAAUAAGGCUGUAACGUAACAAUGUGGAAAAAGUUAAGGGGUCUGAAUACUUUACGAAUGCACUGUAUGUCUGUGUUCAAUACUUCAAGUAUAAAAGUGACAUCACCACCCAUAUGGUUAUAUUUUUUUAUUCUAAAUACUUAACUUUUUUGUGUUUUAUGACUUGACACUAAAGUGCAUUAUGUAUUCUGAACUAUAACGAUUUGAAGUUAAUGUUUGUUGAAGUGAACUUAAAUAACCUUCAUUACUAAUUUUUGUCAAGUGUAAGUAGUUCUGAUUAGUAACUUUCAGUGGUUGUGUCUUAAUGUUUAACAUUGUUUUAUGUAUUUGACAUUUGAACCUACUUUAGCAGGCAAUGUUGAGCAGUGCUCAUUAAGUGGUGCAUAUAACCUUUGUUGAUGGUGGGGAAUGGCUUGUCUCAUUAUUGAACGUCAGUUUGCAUGACGGUUUUGAUAUCCGUUCAUCAUGAUCAAUUACACCUCAUAGCACAACAAACUGGUUAAUACUAUUUUAGAAAUAUACUUUCUUCAAACAUGCAUACAUCAUUGUGUAAAAGUGUCAUAAAGUCAAAUUGGGAAUUACCCACAAUCCUCUAAAAACAGAGCCACGUGGCAGUAUUAAGUAUUCAUAACUUGCAAAAACGUAAUUCUAGAAAAGUACAACACAGAUAAAUCAAGUGUUGUUGUUUUUUACUCAUAUUAAAAUGUCUGACUACUACUUUAUUAUUUUAAGUAAAGGCGUAAAACAUAAUAUAAUUAAGUAAGAACAACUUAUUUAAUAAAUGACUUGUAAAAAACUAGUGAAUAACCUAAUAUUUGUUUAAAGUACUCAAACAUUAAGUGAUAAGAACAUCUGAUUUAAGUACCACUUGUAUGAUUUCAGUUCUACAAGCAGUUGAAGAUGUUUAAGUAACUACUACUCAAUUGUUUUAAUGAGUUAGGUAAAAAAAAUGUGUGUGUAAAUUUCUCUGAAUGCAUUUAACCUACUCAUGUUAUUUCUGACAAGUUUCACCUUCCUUUUUUGAGAAAGUGUGGUUUAAGAUUGUGUUUGAGUCAUGUCUUUGACAUUUUUCUAACAGAAUAAAAGAAAACAAGCCAAGAUUGUUGAUUGUCAGAAUCCCAAGCUAAAUGUACACAGUCAAGAAUGUUUUUCUAUGUUUUAUGUGCUUAGAAAUCUCCACUUGUUCACUACCCUUCUUUGCUGAAGAUGUAGUCGUAUCCUUUUCAUACACAGACCGAAAUCCCACAUUUACUAUGCCUGCUUUUUUUUGCCUGCUUUUUUGUAUAUCUGAAAGGGGUAGGGGUUAAAAAACAAGGAAAAAUAAAACCCACCUAAAAACCUAGUCAUGAUUCCUGCAUUUUCACAGACAGUAGCUAGGUUUCCAUCCAAUUGGCAACAGUUUAAUGCGAAUAUAAAAAAAUACAACAAAUAGAAUACGCAAAUGUUCCCACCAGAGAUGUUUCCAUCCAAUUUACUUGUUGCAGAUAAGGAUAUGUAUGUGUGUGUGUGUGUGUGUGUGUGUGUGUGUGUGUAUAUAUAUAUAUAUAUACAGUGGGGGAAAAAAGUAUUUAGUCAGCCACCAAUUGUGCAAGUUCUCCCACUUAAAAAGAUGAGAGAGGCCUGUAAUUUUCAUCAUAGGUACACGUCAACUAUGACAGACAAAAUGAGAAAAAAAAAUCCAGAAAAUCACAUUGUAGGAUUUUUAAUGAAUUUAUUUGCAAAUUAUGGUGGAAAAUAAGUAUUUGGUCAAUAACAAAAGUUUCUCAAUACUUUGUUAUAUACGCUUUGUUGGCAAUGACACAGGUCAAACGUUUUCUGUAAGUCUUCACAAGGUUUUCACACACUGUUGCUGGUAUUUUGGCCCAUUCCUCCAUGCAGAUCUCCUCUAGAGCAGUGAUGUUUUGGGGCUGUCGCUGGGCAACACAGACUUUCAACUCCCUCCAAAGAUUUUCUAUGGGGUUGAGAUCUGGAGACUGGCUAGGCCACUCCAGGACCUUGAAAUGCUUCUUACGAAGCCACUCCUUCGUUGCCCGGGCGGUGUGUUUGGGAUCAUUGUCAUGCUGAAAGACCCAGCCACGUUUCAUCUUCAAUGCCCUUGCUGAUGGAAGGAGGUUUUCACUCAAAAUCUCACGAUACAUGGCCCCAUUCAUUCUUUCCUUUACACGGAUCAGUCGUCCUGGUCCCUUUGCAGAAAAACAGCCCCAAAGCAUGAUGUUUCCACCCCCAUGCUUCACAGUAGGUAUGGUGUUCUUUGGAUGCAACUCAGCAUUCUUUGUCCUCCAAACACGACGAGUUGAGGUUUUACCAAAAAAGUUCUAUUUUGGUUUCAUCUGACCAUAUGACAUUCUCCCAAUCCUCUUCUGGAUCAUCCAAAUGCACUCUAGCAAACUUCAGACGGGCCUGGACAUGUACUGGCUUAAGCAGGGGGACACGUCUGGCACUGCAGGAUUUGAGUCCCUGGCGGCGUAGUGUGUUACUGAUGGUAGGCUUUGUUACUUUGGUCCCAGCUCUCUGCAGGUCAUUCACUAGGUCCCCCCGUGUGGUUCUGGGAUUUUUGCUCACCGUUCUUGUGAUCAUUUUGACCCCACAGGGUGAGAUCUUGCGUGGAGCCCCAGAUCGAGGGAGAUUAUCAGUGGUCUUGUAUGUCUUCCAUUUCCUAAUAAUUGCUCCCACAGUUGAUUUCUUCAAACCAAGCUGCUUACCUAUUGCAGAUUCAGUCUUCCCAGCCUGGUGCAGGUCUACAAUUUUGUUUCUGGUGUCCUUUGACAGCUCUUUGGUCUUGGCCAUAGUGGAGUUUGGAGUGUGACUGUUUGAGGUUGUGGACAGGUGUCUUUUAUACUGAUAACAAGUUCAAACAGGUGCCAUUAAUACAGGUAACGAGUGGAGGACAGAGGAGCCUCUUAAAGAAGAAAUUACAGGUCUGUGAGAGCCAGAAAUCUUGCUUGUUUGUAGGUGACCAAAUACUUAUUUUCCACCAUAAUUUGCAAAUAAAUUCAUGAAAAAUCCUACAAUGUGAUUUUCUGGAGAAAAAAACAUCUCAAUUUAUCAUAGGACACUUCAACUGUGAGAGACGGAAUCUAAAACAAAAAUCCAGAAAUUCACAUUGUAUGAUUUUUAAGUAAUUAAUUUGCAUUUUAUUGCAUGACAUAAGUAUUUGAUCACCUACCAACCAGUAAGAAUUCCGGCUCUCACAGACCUGUUAGUUUUUCUUUAAGAAGCCCUCCUGUUCUCCACUCAUUACCUGAAUUAACUGCACCUGUUUGAACUCGUUACCUGUAUAAAAGACACCUGUCCACACACUCAAUCAAACAGACUCCAACCUCUCCACAAUGGCCAAGACCAGAGAGCUGUGUAAGGACAUCAGGGAUUGUAGACCUGCACAAGGCUGGGAUGGGCUACAGGACAAUAGGCAAGCAGCUUGGUGAGAAGGCAACAACUGUUGGCGCAAUUAUUAGAAAAUGGAAGAAGUUCAAGAUGACGGUCAAUCACCCUCGGUCUGGGGCUCCAUGCAAGAUCUCACCUCGUGGGGCAUCAAUGAUCAUGGGGAAGGUGAGGGAUCAGCCCAGAACUACACGGCAGGACCUGGUCAAUGACCUGAAGAGAGCUGGGACCACAGUCUCAAAGAAAACCAUUAGUAAUUUUGUGUGUGUGUGUGUGUGUGUGUGUGUGUGUACAGUGAGGGAAAAUAGUAUUUGAUCCCCUGCUGAUUUUGUACGUUUGCCCACUGACAAAGAAAUUAUCAGUCUAUAAUUUUAAUGGUAGGUUUAUUUGAACAGUGAGAGACAGAAUAACAUCAAAAAAAUCCAGAAAAACGCAUGUCAAAAAUGUUAUAAAUUGAUUUGCAUUUUAAUGAGGGAAAUAAGUAUUUGACCCCUCUGCUAAACAUGACUUAGUACUUGGUGGCAAAACUCUUGUUGGCAAUCACAGAGGUCAGACGUUUCAUGUAGUUGGCCACCAGGUUUGCACACAUCUCAGGAGGGAUUUUGUCCCACUCGUCUUUGCAGAUCUUCUCCAAGUCAUUAAGGUUUCGAGGCUGACGUUUGGCAACUCGAACCUUCAGCUCCCUCCACAGAUUUUCUAUGGGAUUAAGGUCUGGAGACUGGCUAGGCCACUCCAGGUCCUUAAUGUGCUUCUUCUUGAGCCACUCCUUUGUUGCCUUGGCCGUGUGUUUUGGGUCAUUGUCAUGCUGGAAUACCCAUCCACGACCCAUUUUCAAUGCCCUGGCUGAGGGAAGGAGGUUCUCACCCAAGAUUUGACGGUACAUGGCCCCGUCCGUCGUCCCUUUGAUGCGGUGAAGUUGUCCUGUCCCCUUAGCAGAAAAACACCCCCAAAGCAUAAUGUUUCCACCUCCAUGUUUGACGGUGGGGAUGGUGUUCUUGGGGUCAUAGGCAGCAUUCCUCCUCCUCCAAACACGGCGAGUUGAGUUGAUGCCAAAGAGCUCCAUUUUGGUCUCAUCUGACCACACCCAGUUCUCCUCUGAAUCAUUCAGAUGUUCAUUGGCAAACUUCAGACGGGCAUGUAUAUGUGCUUUCUUGAGCAGGGGGACCUUGCGGGCGCUGCAGGAUUUCAGUCCUUCACGACGUAGUGUGUUACCAAUUGUUUUCUUGGUGACUAUGGUCCCAGCUGCCUUGAGAUCAUUGACAAGAUCCUCCCGUGUAGUUCUGGGCUGAUUCCUCACCGUUCUCAUGAUCAUUGCACGAGGUGAGAACUUGCAUGGAGCCCCAGGCCGAGGGAGAUUGACAGUUAUUUUGUGUCUCUUCCAUUUGCGAAUAAUCACACCAACUGUUGUCACCUUGUCACCAAGCUGCUUGGCGAUGGUCUUGUAGUCCAUUCCAGCCUUGUGUAGGUCUACAAUCUUGUCCCUGACAUCCAUGGUGGAGAGUUUGGAAUCUGAUUGAUUGAUUGCUUCUGUGGACAGGUGUCUUUUAUACAGGUAACAAGCUGAGAUUAGGAGCACUCCCUUUAAGAGUGUGCUCCUAAUCUCAGCUCGUUACCUGUAUAAAAGACACCUGGGAGCCAGAAAUCUUUCUGAUUGAGAGGGGGUCUAAUACUUAUUUCCCUCAUUAAAAUGCAAAUCAAUUUAGAACAUUUUUGACAUGCGUUUUUCUGGAAAUGUUUGUUGUUAUUCUGUCUCUCACUGUUCAAAUAAACCUACCAUUAAAAUUAUACACUGAUAAUUUCUUUGUCAGUGGGCAAAUGUACAAAAUCAGCAGGGGAUCAAAUACUUUUUUCCCUCACUGUAUGUAUGUGUGUGUAUGUAUGUAUGUAUGUAUGUAUGUAUGUAUGUAUGUAUGUAUGUAUGUAUGUAUGUGUGUAUAUAUAUAUAUAUAUAUAUAUAUAUAUAUAUAUGCAAGAAAAAAAACAUAUGGGGGAUUGGAAGUGAUGCAGACAAUUACAAUGAUGGAAGUUACAAUCUAUCUGCAAUAUUAAAGCUGAUCUACCCCCUAAUUUUUCUUUAUUUUAAAAAUAGUUUAAUGCAAAUAUUAAAAAAUACCACAAAUAGAAUAUGCACAUUUUCCCACCAGAGUUGUUUCCAUCCAAUUGACUUGUUGCAGAUAAGUCUGUACGUAGUGCACAUAAAAAUAACUUCAGGUUAAAUUCCCAUCUACCAAAUAAAAAAAUACACAUUUAAAUGGGUUUCCAUCGCAUUUAACUCUGAUGGUUUUGUCACUAAAAAUGUUGCGUUUAUAUAGCGAAUGUGCCCACUCUGGUAUUGGCAUGUGCGCUUUAGCCAACAGCUCGCAAAUACAGUGCGCGUAUAGCCUACAUAAUGAGAUUAUUUUAAUUAUUUUAAUUUGUCAAACUGCAGCCAAACAUCUAUCAUUAUGUCACCAGAAUAAGACCCUCAAUAUUUAUUGAAAAGGAGCAUCAAGCUCAUCACCGUGCACUUUCACCACCCUGUGACGUUUAUCAUAAUUUAUUUCAUCUGUAGCCUAAUAAAACUGCGUGCUUUCCCGAGUCGUAGUGGGAGGACCACACACCUUGUUAUCGCGUGACUCCAAGUUUACGUUAAUAUGCUGGUUACCCAGCCAACAUUUCUAUGUGGGGCCCAUAUGGGUUAAUGAAGGGCUGUUCCAUGGGCCCCAUUAGGUAUCCACAUUGGCCCCACAUGUGGUUGCCAUUUUUGGCUUUAUGUGGGUUCAUGUUGGGCUUCAUAAGUUGUGAAGCCCAACAUGGCAACUGCAUGGGGCCAACGUGGAUACUGAGGACAUCUUUAUGGGCCCCUUGUGGUUAUACGACAUUGGCCCCAAGUGUUAACCCUUCUUUAACCCACCUAGGCUAAAACCUGGGGGCCAUGUGGGUUAUCGCACUUACCUGCAUGGGUCCCAGGUGUUUACCCAAAUGGGUGUGUAGUGACCUAUAUGGGCAAUAAGUAGGCUGUAAAAUGUGGUUUUCAAUUGCGCUAUCCACCUGGGACCAAACUGGUUUUGUUCUUAGUCUCCAUGCAGACCCCAGAUGUUGUUGCCCGAGCAAGCUUUCUUAAGAGAUGACAAAAGCAGUUCUUUAUAAAAUAAAUUGUUUAUUUAUAGCACAUGCUCAGAUCAAAUACAAUGCAGGAACUCUGAUUACAGGUAUAGUUCAAUCUAAUUACAAAUGUACACAUUGGUUUCCUCACCCAGUAUACAAUUCCAAAAAUGUGCAUGUCAGCAGUGAGGUUCUCAAGAUGGAGGACUUUCAGUACAGUAGUGUUCCCCAAUCCUGGUCCCAAAGGGGUGUGCAUGUUUGUUUUUGCCAAAGCACUCACAUACCUUAUUCAAUUCAAAGACUUGAUGAUGUGUUGCUUAGUUGAAUCAUGUGCACCACUUUCAGUCCCCAGGACAAGGAUUGCGAAACACUGCAGUACAGAACAAAAAGUGAAAUGAUGCAAAUUAUAUGCAAGAUCAUUUUGCUCAUUUGCAUCAUCAUACUUUUUGCGCUGCACUGAAAGUACUGAAAACUUUAUUGCUAACAUGCACCAUUUUUUGUAUUAUUUUAACAGUAGACUAAUGAACAAAGUACUACAAUAAUGUUUUUUUUGUAAAACAUCCCUUUCAGGAAAGCUGUGUCGAGUAACUUUUGCUCCAUCACCUCCACAUCCUGGACAGUAUUCAUAGUGUAAUCAACCCCCUCAGGUAGUGUUGCUGUCGCCGUGUUUCCACUGUCAGGUCCUGACUCUUAUUCAUCCAUGUCUGAGUCCGUCUGCAGAUCAGAUCUCCUCUGCCUUUUUACGUUUGAUCCAGGCCUGUUCAUAGGUAGCGGUGAAAAUAAACCAUCAUUCAGUAUUUAGGCUACUGAUCUAGUGCAGCAUUUCAGACUUUAUCCAAGGACUCUACAUUUAAAUGUUUUACAUUUUAGUCAUUUAGCAGACGCUCUUAUCCAGAGCGACUUACAGUUAGUGAGUGCAUACAUUUUCAUACUGGCCCCCCGUGGGAAACGAACCCACAACCCUGGCGUUGCAAGCGCCAUGCUCUACCAACUGAGCUACAUGGGGCUCAGUUGCCCCAGCUAAAUGCAUACCUUAGCUGGAAUCUAGUUGGGUUAACCUUUUGGGACAGACAUGGGCGCGUUUACACAGGCAGCUCAAUUCUGAUGUCAUUUGAACUUUUCUGGUCAGUCUGUUCUAACAAGUUGAUUUGGCUAGCUCAAUAAUUGACCAUGGUAUUUCAUUGACUUCAGUUAGUGUAGGAGGCCAAGUUUCUAAUUUCAGUUUCGGGUUUGUUUCAGUUCGAUUUUUACUAAAGUAACAAACGUUAUAAAAUAAAAAAUUCAUAAAUUCCACACAAAAAAAUACUUUAAUCCUUACAUCAAUUCCAUAUGGCUUAAAAAUCACUGGGGAAGCCAAGCUGUUAUUAUCAUUGGCCAGUACAGAGAAUUAAGUAAAACCACAAGUCCAAAUCCCUAUCUCCAUCCAUGGCUAAUUUAGGAAAGGGCCAAUUUUAGCUAGCUAGCUAGCUAGCCACCGGAGGACAACACAAUGAAAUGCAACAAUUCAAGUUGUUUCUGUUAAUGACGUAUGCUCUCAAAGCGAUUUGAUAGGAGAGACGCCAAAUCAAAGCUGACUUCCCUUGACACUUUAUUUUUUAUUUUUUCCAGGACCAUUUAUAGUUGAGCUUGCUCAGUUUAGCUCAACUCUGACACAUUUUUUACUACUUUUUUUGUCAAGGGAGGCCAAAUGCUCGCUGGCUUCCCUUGCAUUUAAUGCUACGGGCGGCAACAAUGUCAUACUCGUUUGGACCAGACAGUAUCAGAUAGAUGGCCUACAUGUAGAGAGACAGAGGGGCGCUGUUUCGCUCGCUCGGGUGCUAUCUGUGAGAUACAUUCAGCCUCUUGCGAAUUGAAGGAAAAUUAUGAAACAGAGAGACGAAAGAUACUAUUAUUUAUAUAUAAAUACACACUACCAGUCAAAAGUUUGGACACACCUACUCAUUCAAGGGUUUUUCUUUAUUUUUACUAUUUUUUACAUUGUAGAAUAAUAGUGAAGACAUCAAAACUACGAAAUAACGCAUGGAAUCAUGUAGUAACCAAAAAAGUAUUAAACAAAUCAAAAUAUAUUUUAUAUUUGAGAUUCUUCAAAUAGCCACCCUUUGCCUAGAUGACAGCUUUGUAAGUCGCUCUGGAUAAGAGCGUCUGCUAAAUGACUUAAAUGUAAAUGUAUAUUUAUUAUUAUAAUUGUUUUUUUGUUUUUUUAUGUCUUGGGGGAAGCCAUAGACAAUAUUAACACCAGAUAGCCAACUUACAACCUAUUUAGAAUUGAGUCAGGGCCUAUUUGGUACCCAUGUUGUAGCCCACAUGACAUGAUUGGGUCCCAGUCAUUAUUCCUGAAAAAAUAACACCAGAUUGCCCACUUACAGCCCAUUUAAAAAAUGAUUCAGGGCCCAUUUGGGACCCACACUAUAACCCACAUGGGUUUGUCAAUGUCUGGGCCAAAAGGUUAACCCAACUGGGUACCAGCUAAGAUAAACAUUUAGAGACCUUGCCCAGUUAAAACCCAGGUGGGGCCCACCUGGACAUGUUGACUGGGUAUUAUAUAAAUAUUUGCGCAUUAAAGCGUUUCCACUGCCAUUUCUCACUUAAUACAUUUUACAGACACAAAAAGAUCCCACCUUGUAUAGAGUAUUUUGUUUGGUUGACCUUACAGUGAAAUGCUUACUUACAAGCCCUUAAUCAAGAAUGCAGUUUUAAGAAAGAAUACCAAAAAAUGCAAAUAGUCUGGGUAGCCAUUUGAUUAGAUGUUCAGGAGUCUUAUGGCUUGGGGUUAGAAGCUGUUUAGAAGCCUCUUGGACCUAGACUUGGCGCUCCGGAUACCGCUUGCUGUGUAUGAGUCUUUGACCAUUUUUAGGGCCUUCAAAAUAAAAGUAUGUCAUUGACAGUGAUGCAAAUGAAUACAAAUAGUGGAAUUAUGCAAUGGAUCACGCUAAACGAGGUUGGAUUGUUGUUUAUAUAAAUUCAACAAAAUAACAUUUCUUUAAUUUGACAAAAAUCUGUUGAAAUCACACUGGAUGUAUUAGACUUUAGAAUUGCAUUGGGGGCAUAUUUAUUUCACUGUACAGCCUUACCUAUGGAUUAUGGAUCAAUGACAUGGGGUAUCAGUCUACUCAGUGACACCCAAAGAACAUUAGCGUCGUAGCUCUUAUUGCGGGACUCUGAAACCACUGUGAAUUGAGCCACAUUUAUUGUACCAGUCACCCUACUAUGUGUAUUGAACACUAUUCCAGAGGAAUAACUCUGAGGACGUUGGGAAAAAAGCUAUUGGUACUGAGUAGACUGACACCCCAUUUAAUUGAUCCCCAAUCUUUAGGUAAGGCUGUACAGUGCCAUAUGAAUGUCAAUACGCACAAUAGGCUGACUGGGGAGGUGAUUUCACACAGUCACUGUCCCGCGAUAAGAGCUACAAUGCUAAUAUUUGCGUAAACUCUUCACAGUUGUGUGGUGUGGGUGUCACCGAGUAGACUGAUACUCAUUUCAUUGCUCCACAUUCCAACCUUGUUUAACAUGGUCUAGUCUAAAUAUUGAAGUAUUUCACCAAUUGUGACCUACCUGCGUCACUUUCAAAGAGGUACUUUUAUUUUGAAGGCAAACUGCAAAUUCCACUAUUGUGGCUAAUCCUUAUUGUGGAUAUUUUCACAACACAUAAACCGGUCAGGUCAAUGCUCACCAGCCAGAUGAAGUUUACUGUCUGCUUAUAACGUUAGCUUUGGGCAACGGGGUUAAGUAGCUGGCUAGCUAGUUAUUUUCAUAAACUGAAGUUACAUUUCAAGUUCAAGUGGCUACCUAGCUUAUACCUACUCACAUGGAUUCCAAAAUCAUUGCAAAUAAUAUUGAAUAUGACUGCAGUUUCUAUUGGUUAUUGUUUUCAGGCUUACGUUAGUUGCAUUGGUGCUAGCUAGCUACCCCAGAAGUUGCUAAUAACAUCUCUAUCAAAUAUAUUUGCUAACAUUUUUGAUCCUGAUCAUUUGAUCCUGAUAUUAUUUCAAAUGAUUACAGACGUUUUCCCAUUCAGUCGAACAAAUAAUGCAUUAUUACCAACGCGCUUUUGUAAACACGUCGUUGGUUGCCGGUGUGUGCUUGUUUGCAGACUUUUUUUGUACAGCUUUGACAGUGCUACUGAUCGUAGUGGUGGCGCUUGGCUUGCACAUGCAAAUUAAGCACACACAACAUGCUAGAAUAUAAUUGUAUUAUUUGACACGUCAAAUAGUGUUAUUUGAAGUGUAUCUUUUUUGACACGCGAAGACCCAAACGGCGGUCCAUACAGCAAGGCCAUAAGUGCUGCCUGCUGAGUCUUUCCCCUGUGGCCCCUCCCCCAUACCUGCCAGACAAGAAUGGAAUGGGACAGGUAGGAGCACGUUGCUGUUGACUCACUCCUCUCCUCACUGUCUCUCAAACAACGCUGGGCUGUGUAAGGACAUAAAACAGCUGCUUCUGAUGUUGUUAUCUGACUUCUGUUGAAGUUGCUCUGGUUCAUUAAUGGCAAAAUGGAGAAUGCCGGUACUCUGCUAUUGGUUUAACAUGUUGUAAUGGGUUUGAUGUUUUGUUUUUCAGAAACCAGAGAUGGAGGAAUUAACAAUAUGGGAGCAGCAUACUAUAACACUCAGCAAAGUAAGUGUCUAUCUUGUUGUUUGGUCGGUCAGUGUUUUGAUGUUAUACUUUCACCUGAAACUUAACCGAUUGUACAGUACUUCACUUACUUCAAGGUACACUGAAUGAAAUAGCCUACUGAACCACUUUAGUUGGAAUGGAUUUAAGAGUAACUGCAGGAAUUAAGAGUAACAAAGACACGCCCUGCUCCCUGUUACUCUAGGUACAGGUCAGGUGACACACUUCAGUGCUGAUGGAAUGUGCUCACUCACUCACUCACUCUCUCCCCUUUAUCACCCUCCCUCUCUCGCAAUGGCAGGAUUCCAAGAUGGGGUUUGGCUUUGCGAUAUCAGGAGGCAGAGACCAGCCGAACCCGGACUCGGGGGACGCAUCCGUGAUAGUUUCAGAUGUGGUGCGUAACGGACCCGCUAUGGGACGGCUGUUGUAAGUCACCUACACCAUACACAUUUACCCUUCAGGCUAGCCAGUAGACCUGCUUGCUUACAGCUGCACUAGGGUCGGACAGACUUCCUGUGUAGAUUGACACCGCAGAGCCUACCUCAAUCCAGGGAUGAGAAAUGCGUUGUACUCUGAAUUGUCCCAGUAUCCCAACUGUUACACCAAGAUUGAACGACUGCUAGUUUUGAAGUAAAUUGCCCUUUUCAUCCUCAUGCUAGCUAGCAGUAGCCACAGCAGCCAUUAUGGAAUAGCACGUUGCGUUGAACAACAAAGGAGCUGAUUGGCUGAUACUGCCAUUCCCCAAAAAAUACAAUUGACUCCAAAAUGUAUAUAGCCUCCACAUUAAUGGUAGCAUCCACAUUAAUGUAGAAGUGUUUAGAAAACAUUAUUCUUAUUUACAAUAAAAGUGACUCCAAAAAGACACAAUACAUUAUUUACCAUUUUAUUUCUAUUGGGCACAAAAUAAUCUGAAAUGCAACCAAAACAAACAGCAAAUGCAUCCAACAAAUUUGCAGAGUCACAAGCUUGAUGUAGUUAUUGUGUGCUAUGAAUAUGGGACCAAAUACUUUUUACUUCUUUAAUACACCUAUAAGUGAAUUUGUCCCAAAAUGGGGGAACUAUGUACAAAAAGUGCUGUAAUUUCUAAACGGUUCACCCGAUAUGGAUAAAAAUACCCUCAAAUUAAAGCUUACAGUCUGUGCUUUAACCUCCUAGUCAUUGUGUCAUUUAAAAUCCAACGUGCUGGAGUACAGAGCCAAAACAACAAAACAUUUGUCACUGUCCCAAUACUUUUGGAGCUCACUGUAUAUAAACAUACACACACACAUACAAACACUUAAAAUCGCAUGUGUUUGAUCGUUAGGAGUGCUUGAUUACCUUGUUCUACCUCUCGUCCCUCUCCAACAGUGUCAGAGAUCAGAUCGUCAUGGUCAAUGGGGUGUCAAUGGAGAAUGUCUACUCUACCUUCACCAUCCAGAACCUCAAGUCAUGUGGCAAAACAGCCAACAUAGUGAGUACUGACAAAAACCUUAUGUACUGUUCUGUUUAGAUUAGUUAUUCUUGACAUCUUCAUGUGAUUUGUGAGCAAUUCCAACCCCAGGUUAUGGCUGUGAUAUCAUGAUUUCAGUACACCAGAAAAAAUAAAUGUAAUACAUUACUGACUCUCCCUCUCUCAGACAGUGAAGCGUCCUCGUAAGAUCCAGCUCCCCGCCAGCACCAGACCAUCGCGUGCUGCCUCUCACUCCAACCUGCUGGACCAGGACCCCCCACAGAGGCUCCGACGCUACUCCGAUGGCAGUGACCAGGCCCACAAAGCUGACCGCUAUCGCGCCCCCAGCUCCGCCUUCGACCGCAACGGGACCGCUCAUGCCCUGCCACUCAGUUCAGGGUACAAACGGCUCCCACCACAGGCCUUCCCAGACAAGCCAAUCAAAGCCACCCUGCUGAAGAAGAAACUCACAGAUGGUAAGGAGAAACCACAGGAGAGAGAAUUUGGGUCGUGUUUAUUAGGCCACGCCGUAGAAAAAGGUUUCAGUGUCAUCACAGAUCUGACAUAGAUGGGUGAAUGCAAGGCUUCCACUAUAUCAAUUUCAUGUUGCCUUUUUCUUCCUGUUUCAGAGUAUGGACUGAAGUUGGGAAGCCAGAUCUUCAUCAAACACAUGACUGAGACGGGUCUGGCUGCCAAGGAGGGCACUCUUCAGGAGGGAGACCUCAUUCUCAAGGUAAGAGAAAGCAGGCUGUUAUUAUGAUAUUUAAUCACAAAACAUUUGGUUUGUACAUAGUUGUGAUUCUUUACUGGGACCAUAAACCAAAUGCUCUUGAUGACAAAUACACUUGGUAUUCUAAUGGUGUCUGUUUCCAAUAUUUGUCAUUGUAUGAAGCCAAAGGAGAUUUCUGCAUUCUGUGACUAACGUUUUUCUACUUCCUGUCCAGAUCAAUGGGAUGACCACAGAGAACCUGUCCCUUCUGGAGACCAAGCACCUGGUGGAGAAGUCACGGGGAAAGCUGACCAUGAUGGUCCUGAGAGACGACCGCAAGUUCCUGGUCAGCAUCCCCGAGGUGGAGGACAGCGCCCCCAACAGCGAGGAGGACCACCCCGGCAACAGCAGCUCCGAACUGGAGGGUGAGGGAGAGAGGAAGGAGGGAGGGAGAGAGGGGGGGAUUAGUGUGUUAGGGAGAGAAUGUAGCAUCAGCACUGCACCUCAUGACUGGAGAGAGGGUGGAAGGAGUAAAGUGAUUGAUGUGAAUGUAAUGUCAUAAGCAGCCCCUGAACAGCAAAGUAAAAGUUGGUCCAGCUGAUCCAGUAUGUGAUUCCUAAGUGUUUUAAUGUAUUUCCUCGGUUGUCCUCAGACAUUUCAGACCUGGAUACAGACAUCCCCACUCCCAGAGACAGAGUGUCACGCUCUGCAACUAGAGAACGACGCACACGCAGGUAACCUCACCUGAAACAUGUUUAUUUCACCUAUUCUGAUCUUCUUAUUGAGAUGUCUGUACUUAAUACAACAUUUUCUUAAAGGAAAGGUUCACACAUUGUGAAUGUUAUAUUGUUUUUGUGCAUCUCCGAGUGAUAUUCUAUCGAUUCCCUGGGUCAUUUCAUGUUUUCAUGUGUAUCUGAAUUAUUGGCGUUCAAGCAGGCAGAAAUCCGUCCGGUAUGACGUAGCACUGUGAUAAAAUCACUCUCACUACACUGAAAGUUAAUAGGAAUACGACUUUUUGAUCUUGAAAACGUCUAUCAUACAUGUCAGAUUUCAAUACUGGCUGAUGUCAUAACUCGGGAGGAGGUCUUCUCUUGAAUGAGCCAUUGAUCAUAUUUUUGCGAUAUUCCUACCUUGAGAAAUUUGUAAUUUAACAGAGGGUCUAGCACAUUUCUCCUGUUGCUCUGCCUCUUUAGUCCAGGGUGCAUUGCAUGGUGCCGUUGCCAGAGAGGACUUGAAUGAAUGAAUGAAGGAACGUUUAACGCCCCAACCAGCAGACUGUCGACCAAUCGCAUUCACGUUGUCAUGCUGCGUCACGCGGUUGCUAAGCUAAUCGUUACGCAAUCCCUUCUCAAAGUCAGUGUAUAUGUCGAGAAACAUGCCUAUUUUCCUCAAGUACGUAAUGUCACGAUUCCAAAGCUAUACGAUAUUACAGAUGGCAGGUUCAUUAUCUCACAUCUCGGAGAAGAUUAACGUGUUAAAUUCCAAAUAGUUUGCAUAGUCAACUUACACACAGCUCUGACAAACACACUUACCCCACCAGAUAUGCCACCAGGGGUCUUUUCACACUCCCCAAAUCCAGAACAAAUUCAAGAAAGCGUACAGUGUUAUAUAGAACUCCUUUCCAUCUUAUAUUGCUCAAAUGAACAGCAAACCUGGUUAAAAAAAACAAACAGAUAAAGCAACACCUCAUGGCACAACGCCUCUCCCCUAUUUGACCUAGAUGGUUUGUAUGUAUGUAUUGAUAUGUAGGCUACAUGUACUACAUGGCCCAUUGACAUAGCAUGGGCAACAUUUCCCAUCUCCUCAAAAGUAUAUAUCUGCCAUUGCGAAUGUCAGACUCCACUCUGAGGCACAUCGAUCUGCAGGUUGAACAUGGUGAGAUAGUAGACUCCUAAAUUGAUAGUGCAGUUUUGUUUAGGUGAUUUUACAGAUUUUUUUGUCUUUGGUAUCUAGCUAGGUAGCCAGCCAGCCAGCCUGCCCAUAGAGAGAGCAUUGCACUGUGUAUUUUGUAGUCGACUGCAACAGAUUUCCACAACGAUUUUCCAUGUUUCUACCAACCUUAUUAUAAGGCCAAAAAUUACACAUUUGUUCACAAUUUUUUCUCUCAGAUAUUAGUGUUAUUUAACACUGUCAAUUAAAGGAGUUAGUGGAUUUUUCCUUUAAGUGACAAGUCUGCUUUUGACCUAUGUAUGACAAGGCUUUCUCUCUCUCUGGCUUGUUGCAGAAGAGCUGAGCCUCCUCCUCAAGUAGCUAAGUCACGUGAUCCGUCCCCGGUGCGGUCAACACUGUCCCGGCCUGUUGCAAAAGCCUACCCCUCUCACCGAGGUGAGUCCAGUUCUCAAUUCCUUCAUAAACAUUGGUCCAUCCCACUCAUGUGUAAUCCGUACCCUGUCAUAUUGACCUGAGCUGUGUGUUUCAAUCUAGCCCCCUCAGAGUCGGAGUCUGACCGCAGUGCCUCACCCACUCCAGUCAGGAAGGACAGCCCAGACCACGCCAACAAAUACAGGUGGGUUCAACCUCAAAUUAGACACGGUUGGUUUGAUAUUAUCUGUCUUAGUGUGUUUCAUUGAGGGGUGUUUCUCUCUUGCUGUAGAACUCUUUCAGGGGUGUCCACCCUCCCCAACCCCAAAGCCUCACCUGCCGUCCUCGACUGGGCCGCCCCACGUUCCUCCCGUCCCCCCUCCUCCACCUCCACCUUGAGACCUCGCAAAGGUAAACACACCACACAGGCUAUAGGGAAAUCUCAUCAAAUGACACUGAGUGGAUCAUGAUAAUAGCAUGUUCUCUCCCUCCCUCUCUCUCCUUCACUCUCUCUCCCUCUCCUUCCCUGUCUCUCUCUCUGUGUGUGUGUGUGUAUGUGUGUAGUGGUGUCAGAGUCGGACUCGGACCGCAGUGCCUCCCCACCCCCCAGAAGAGGGGAGAGUUCCCGAGUCACAGAGGACCACUCGAGAUACAGAGUGCUCCCUAACCUGCCCUACCCUGGGACACUGAGAGCCUCCCCCAUCACCAUUCGUCAGGAUCCCCCUCGACGGGUCUCCUCUCCUGUCAAAGCCCCACUCCCAGGUCAGUACCCACUACGUACACCCCUUGCCUCAACUUCCACAACAGGAACACCUUGACGGAACAUUGUAAGUGCAUUGAAAUGAGGUAGAAACGGCCACAUAAUUGGAGCAUUACCCCUGUUCUCUCCUCAGACUCUGAAUCUGAGUCAGACGGCAGCUCCGGGCCCGCCCACAGCCAGGACUCCCGGAGCAGAUACAGGUACAGAUGAGGCCCACCCCUACCAUCCUACCCCCCCAAGUCCCAGCAGGAGCCCCCGGACUGGGGCACUGGGCAGCCGAUGCAUGCCACCCACCUCCUCCUUCCACUCUUGUGCUAUUAUUAAUUUACUGUUCAGUUUUUAUGAUUAUUUUAUUUUUGGUCUGUCGGCCUUGAUUGACGAUUACGUUGUACCCCAUAAUGCAUGUUGUGCUUGUGCCUACUGUGAGGUUUUGUUUAACAAUAAAAUAAAAGUGACUUCCACUGAACACGUCCCUCUACUGUAUAUGUGGUUGAAUCUGGUCAAAAAGCAAUCAGCAGUACGAUCAAAUCAACAGAGAUUGCCUCUUACCUGACUAUGAAUGAACAUCUUAAAAUGCAUUUGAAAUUAUACAUGGAUGGGUUUGCAUUCAUGGCAUGAAUAACAGACAAAGGUAUUAUUUUUUGAAUUUAAAGCAACAAUGAUGCUAAAUUGUCCAUAUGCUCAUGACAUGUGAUUAGCCAUGUGAGACAGCUCCCCCAGAGGUCCUAAGGUGAAUAUAUCAGUCUUCUCAUCAUUAUCUAUUUUAGCCAAGGGUCCCCCUUUCCACACGUAACUGAGAUUCUGUUGUCUUCCUCCCUCACUCCCAACCUCCCUCUUCUCUUCCAGAGCCACUCCGUUGGUAGCCAUGUUGCCCCAAGUGGAGUCCCCCAAGUGGAAAGCCCCCCAAGUGGAGCCCCCCAAGUGGAAAGCCCCCAGUGUCACAAUGAGCAACCCUGCUAAAGGUGUGUGUGCGCGUAUUGACUUACCUGUAUGUGUAACUUAUGCUUAUUAUUAUUAUUAUUAUUGCUCAUGUGUGGUCUGUUUUGUGGUUUGUUUGUGUUUACCUAUGUGUGUGUCCAUGUCCCCAGGGCGCUCAGGAUCUGAGUCGGAGGCAAGUUAUGCGUCCGUCCCUCGACGGCAGUCUGUAGACAGCUCCAGCUCCAGCUCCAGGGUAUCCAAGAACAGAUACAGGUCAGGCUGACAGACACCACACCAACCCUUCUACAACAUUGGCACACAUACACGUUUAGUCAAAAUGGUUUCAAUAGUUGUCUGCUUCAGUGCACUAGAUUCUCUGAAGAUAAAGCCAGGAUGCUAGACUGGUUAGUCUACUUAUACAAGGAACUGGGUGAACACUUAAAACAACACUGACACAUUAACAUACAGUGCCUUCAGGUUAAAUUUAGAUUUUUUUUGUCACUGGCUUACACACAAUACCCCAUAAUGUCAAAGUGGAAUGAUGUUUUUCAAAUGUUUUAGAAAUGUAUAAAAAAUGAAAAGCUGAAAUGUCUUGAGUCAAUAAGUAUUCAAGCCUAAAUCAGUUCAGGAGUAAAAAUGUGCUUAACAUGUCACAUAAUAAGUUGCAUGGACGAUUUUUGAAUAACUACCUCAUCUCUGUACCCCACACAUACAAUUAUCUGUAAGGUCCCUCAGUCGAGCAGUGAAUUUCAAACACAGAUUCAACCACAAGGACCAGGGAGGUUUUCCAAUGCCUUGAAAAGAAGGGCACCUAUUGGUAGAUGGGUUAAAAAAAAGUAGACAUUGAUUAUCCCUUUGAGCAUGGUGAAGUUAUUAAUUACACUUUGGAUCGUGUAUCAAUACAGCCAGUCAUUACAAAAGAUACAGGCGUCCUUCCUAACUCAGUUGCCGGAGAGGAAGGAAACCGCUCAGGGAUUUCACCAUGAGGCCAAUGGUGACUUAAAAAAAGUUACAGAGUUUAAUGGCUGUGAUAGGAGAAGGAUGGAUCAACAACAUUGUAGUUACUACACAAUCUAACCUAAUUGACAGUGAAAAGAAGGAAGCCUGUACAGAAUACAAAUAUUCAAAAACAUGCAUCCUGUUUGCAACAAGGCACUAAAGUAAUACUGCAAAAAAUGUGGCAAAGCAAUUAACUUUUUAUCGUAAAUACAAAAUGUUAUGUUUGGGGCAAAUCCAAUACAACACAUUACUGAGUACCACUCUCCAUAUUUUCAAGCAUAGUGGUGGCUGCAUAGUUAUGGGUAUUCUUGUAAUCGUUAAGGACUGGGGAGUUUUUCAGGAUAAAAAAGAAACAGAAUAAUGCUAAGCACAGGCAAAAUUCUAGAGGAAAACCUGGUUCAGUCUGCUUUCCACCAGACACUGGGAUAUGAAUUCACCUUUCAUCAGGACAAUAACCUAAAACACAAGGCCAAAUCUAGUGGCCGGGUUAGUUUUGACUUAAUUCUGCUUGAAAAUCUAUGGCAAGACAUGAAAAUGGUUGUCUAGCAAUGAUCAACAUCCAAUUUGACAGAGCUUGAAGAAUUUUGAAAAGAAUAAUAGGCAAAUAUUGUACAAUCCAGGUGUGGAAAGCUCUUAGAGACUUACCCAGAAAGACUCACAGCUGUAAUUGCUGGGGUGUGAAUACUUAUGUAAAUGACAUAUUUAUGCAUUUCAUUUUCAAUACAUUUGCAAACAUUUUGCUCUAAUCCAUUUUUAAUUCAGGCUGUAACACAACAAAAUUUGGAAUAAGUCAAGGGGUAUGAAUACUUUCUGAACGCAGAGGUCAGAAACAGGCCAAAACCGGCCCACAAGUGUUGUUUUUUUGGCCCCCCCUCCCAAAGUUUGUAGUAAAAAAAAUAGCCAAGAAUUCGGUUAAAUUAUUUUAAUUUAGAAAAUCUGUUCCCAAGUAUUCCUACAAAUAAAAAGAUGUGAUCGUGUCUCAAUGUAAUCAGAGUAUGAAAUUACUUAUUUUCAAAUACAACCUCUUUUUGGGCUUACUUGUGGUCAAUUUGUUGGGUACACAUUUUUAUUUACAUUUACAUUUUAGUCAUUUUACAUUUUAGUCAUUUAGCAGACGCUCUUAUCCAGAGCGACUUACAGUUAGUGAAUACAAUUUUUUUAUUUUUUUAUACUGGCCCCCCGUGGGAAUUGAACCCACAACCCUGGCGUUGCAAACGCCAUGCUCUAUCAACUGUGCUACAUCCCUGCCGGCCAUUCCCUCCCCUACCCUGGACGACGCUGGGCCAAUUGUGCGCCGCCCAUGAGUCUCCCGGUCGCGGCCGGCUGCGACAGAGCCUGGAUUCGAACCAGGAUCUCUAGUGGCACAGUUAGCACUGCGAUGCAGUGCCUUAGACCACUGCGCCACUCAGGAGACCACUGGCCCCACGACCAUCCACUCGGACAAAAUCGUCCCGCGGCUGAAUCUAGUAGCCUAUCCCUGACAUACAGUGCCUUCGGAAAGUAUUCAGACCCCUUGACAUUUUCCACAUUUUGUUACGUUACAGCCUUAUUCUAAAAUGGAUUAAAUUGUUUUUUCCCCUCAUCAAUCUACAUGCAAUACCCCAUAAUGACAAAGCAAAAACUGGUUUUUAGAGUUUCUCCCAUUCUUCUCUGCAUAUCCUCUCAGGUUGGAUGGGGAGCGUUGCUGCAUAGCUAUUUUCAGGUCUCUCUACAGAUGUUCGAUCAGGUUCAAGUCCGGGCUCUGGCUGGGCCACUCAAAGGACAUUCAGAGACUUGUCCCGAAGCCACUCCUGUGUUGUCUUGUCUGUGUGCUUAGGGUCGUUGUGAUGUUGAAAGGUGAACCUUCGCCCCAGUCUGAGGUCCUGAGCUCUCUGGAGCAGGUUUUCAUCAAGGAUCUCUGUACUUUGCUCCGUUCAUCUUUCCCUCGAUCCUGACUAGUCUCCCAGUCCCUGCUGCUGAAAAACAUCCCCACAGCAUGAUGCUGCCACCACCAUGCUUCACUGUAGGGAUGGUGCCAGGUUUCCUCCAGACGUGACGCUUGGCAUUCAGGCCAAAGAGUUCAAUAUUGGUUUCAUCAGACCAAAGAAUCUUGUUUGUCAUGGUCUGAGAGUCUUUAGGUGCCUUUUGGCAAACUCCAAGCGAGCUGUCAUGUGUCUUUUACUGAGGAGUGGCUUCCGUCUGGCCACUCCACCAUAAAGGCCUGAUUGGUGGAGUGCUGCAGAGAUGGUUGUCCUUCUGGAAGGUUCUCCCAUCUCCACAGAGGAACUCUAGAGCUCUGUCAGAGUGACCAUCGGGUUCUUGGUCACCUCGCUAACCAAGGCCCUUCUCUCCCGAUUGCUCAGUUUGGCCGGGUGGCCAGCUCUAGGAAGAAUCUUGGUGGUUCCAAACUUCUUCCAUUUAAGAAUGAUGCAGGCCACUGUGUUCUUGGGGACCUUCAAUGCUGCAGAAAUUGUUUCGUACCCUUCCCCAGAUCUGUGCCUCGACACAAUCCUGUCUCUGAGAUAUACGGACAAUUCCUUCGACCCCAUGGCUUGGUUUUUGCUCUGACAUGCACUGUCAACUGUGGGACCUUAUAUAGACAGGUCUGUGCCUUUCCAAAUCAUGUCCAGUCAAUUGAAUUUACCACAGGUGGACUCCAAUGAAGUUGUAGAAACAUCUCAAGGAUGAUCAAUGGAAACAGGAUGCACCUGAGCUCAACUUUGAGUCUCAUAGCAAAGGGUCUGAAUACUUAUGUAAAUAAGGCAUUUCAGUGUUUUAUUUUGUAUAAAUAUGCAAAAAUGUCUAACAAACUGUUUUCGCUUUGUCAUUAUGUGGUAUUGUGUGUAGAUUGCUGAGGGAAAAAAAUGUAUUUAAUCCAUUUUAAAAUAUGGCUGUAACAUAACAAAAUGUGGAAAAAGUAAAUGGGUCUGACUGAAUACUUUCCGAAGGCACUGUACAUAGUCCUCCUGCAUGCUAAGAUCACACACUGUUUGAAGUCUGUCAAUGUCAAAAAGUCUUAUGGUAGUUGACACAGUAAGGGCAUUAUAUUGAGUGUGAUUGCUCUCUCUCUCUCCCAGAGCUCUGCAUGAGAUGAAAUCUUCUCCAACUCCAGUAGUGAGACAGGACCCCCCUCGACAAGGCAUGACCCACUCCAGACCAGUCUCAGGUCAGUGACCCUCCUGUGAAAGAUGGGCACCAUCUAAAAACAUGUAAUUUGUGGUUGGAAGGCCUGUACAUGUACAGUGCCUUCAGAAAUAAUUCAUACCCCUUGACUUAUUCCACAUUUUGUUGUUACAGCCUGAAUUCAAAAUGGAUUAAGUAGAUUUUUUUUCUCACACCCAUCUCUAACACAAUACCUCAUAAUGACUAAGGUGCUUCUACAAAGUAUUAACUCAGGGGUGUUAAUACUUAUGUAAAUUAGAUAUCUGUAUUUCAUGUUCAAUAAAUGUGAAGAAAAUUUUAAAAACAUGUUUUUACUUUGUCAUUAUGGGGUAUUGUGUGUAGAAGGGGGAGAAAACAAUCUACUGUAUUAAAUCUGUUUUGAAUUCAGGCUGUAACACAACUAAAUGUGGAAUAAGUCAAGGGGUAUGAAUACUUUCUGAAGGCAUUACAUUUUACAUUUUAGUCAUUUAGCAGACGCUCUUAUCCAGAGCGACUUACAGUUAGUGAAUACAUAUUUUCUUUAUACUGGCCCCCCGUGGGAAUUGAACCCACAACCCUGGCGUUGCAAACGCCAUGCUCUAUCAACUGAGCUACAUCCCUGCCGGCCAUUCCCUCCCCUACCCUGGACGACGCUGGGCCAAUUGUGCGCCGCCCAUGAGUCUCACGGUCGCGGCCGGCUGCGACAGAGCCUGGAUUCGAACCAUCUCUAGUGGCACAGUUAGCACUGCGAUGCAGUGCCUUAGACCACUGCGCCACUCAGGAGAUAUUGUAUGUAUCCUCAUACUCUGUGUGUUUGCCCUGUUCAGAUUCCUCUGAUUCGGACCGUGCACCCUCACCCCCUAGGAGGACUGGGAGUACAGAUGUGGAGAGCAACCACAGGUAAAACGCUAGUUUACAGUAUAUUCUAGAAACCACUAUAGACAACCAGGUAAAUAACAGUUUAAUCAACCACCAUAAACAAAAGAAAGGUCCUCUGUGACAAAAGUCACGUCACUAUUCAAGUCAAUCUGAUCACAAGUGUGUGCACACUUCCACCUUCUCUGACCUCUAACUCACUGUAGAAGCAUUAUUGUGGAAAUGUGAGUGAAUGGUACUGUAUCUCUUCCCUUGUAGUAUUCCACGCAGAGCCAAUGGCAAUGUCCGCUCUGGGAUAUCAAUGAAGAGCAACCCUCCGGUCUACUGUAAGUACCAACUCUCUUAUAUCAGCUCUCCAAUGUCCUCUAUAAUGUAUUAGUAACUCUGGAUGUAAGGUCUUAACUGUUAUUUCCAUUUCAGCCAAGACAGAGGAGCCCCUCUACUCCCUACCCCCAGACUCCAUUCCCACACCUAGCUUGGGGUGAGUUGCUUUAUUUAUACCCAUAUAGACUACAUUAAAGGGAUACUGGCAAUGAGGCCCUUUAUCUACUUCCCCAGAGUCAGAUGAACUCGUGCAUACUAUUUUUGUGUUUCUGUGUCCAGUAUGAAGGAAGUUCGUGAGCCAAUGGGUAUCUACUAGCAUCUAUGGGUAUCUACUAGCAUGCUAGGCCAAACAAAUACACUGCAAAAAAAAUUAAGGGAACACUAAAAUAACACAUCCUAGAUCUGAAUGAAUGAAAUAAUCUUAUUAAAUACUUUUUUCUUCACAUAGUUGAAUGUGCUGACAACAAAAUCACACAAAAAUUAUCAAUGGACAUCAAAUGUAUCAACCCAUGGAGGUCUGGAUUUGGAGUCACACUCAAAAUUAAAGUGGAAAACCACACUACAGGCUGAUCCAACUUUGAUGUAAUGUCCUUAAAACAAGUCAAAAUGAGGCUCAGUAGUGUGUGUGGCCUCCACGUGCCUGUAUGACCUCCCUACAAUGCCUGGGCAUGCUCCUGAUGAGGUGGUGGAUGGUCUCCUGAGGGAUCUCCUCCCAGACCUGGACUAAAGCAUCCGCCAACUCCUGGACAGUCUGUGGUGCAACGUGGCAUUGGUGGAUGGAGCGAGACAUGAUGUCCCAGAUGUGCUCAAUUGGAUUCAGGUCUGGGGAACGGGCGGGCCAGUCCAUAGCAUCAAUGCCUUCCUCUUGCAGGAACUGCUGACACACUCCUGCCACAUGAGGUCUAGCAUUGUCUUGCAUUAGGAGGAACCCAGGGCCAACCGCACCAGCAUAUGGUCUCACAAGGGGUCUGAGGAUCUCAUCUCGGUACCUAAUGGCAGUCAGGCUACCUCUGGCGAGCACAUGGAGGGCUGUGCGGCCCCCCCAAAGAAAUGCCACCCCACACCAUGACUGACCCACCGCCAAACCGGUCAUGCUGGAGGAUGUUGCAGGCAGCAGAACGUUCUCCACGGCGUCUCCAGACUCUGUCACGUCUGUCACAUGUGCUCAGUGUGAACCUGCUUUCAUCUGUGAAGAGCACAGGGCGCCAGUGGGGAAUUUGCCAAUCUUGGUGUUCUCUGGCAAAUGCCAAACGUCCUGCACAGUGUUGGGCUGUAAGCACAACCCCCACCUGUGGACGUCGGGCCCUCAUACCACCCUCAUGGAGUCUGUUUCUGACCGUUUGAGCAGACACAUGCACAUUUGUGGCCUGCUGGAGGUCAUUUUGCAGGGCUCUGGCAGUGCUCCUCCUGCUCCUCCUUGCACAAAGGCGGAGGUAGCGGUUCUGCUGCUGGGAUGUUGCCCUCCUACGGCCUCCUCCAUGUCUCCUGAUGUACUGGCCUGUCUCCUGGUAGCGCCUCCAUGCUCUGGACACUACGCUGACAGACACAGCAAACCUUCUUGCCACAGCUCGCAUUGAUGUGCCAUCCUGGAUGAGCUGCACUACCUGAGCCACUUGUGUGGGUUGUAGACUCUGUCUCAUGCUACCAGUAGAGUGAAAGCACCGCCAGCAUUCAAAAGUGACCAAAACAUCAGCCAGGAAGCAUAGGAACUGAGAAGUGGUCUGUGGUCACCACCUGCAGAACCACUCCUUUAUUGGGGGUGUCUUGCUAAUUGCCUAUAAUUUCCACCUGUUGUCUAUUCCAUUUGCACAACAGCAUGUGAAAUGUAUUGUCAAUCAGUGUUGCUUCCUAAGUGGACAGUUUGAUUUCACAGAAGUGUGAUUGACUUGGAGUUACAUUGUGUUGUUUAAGUGUUCCCUUUAUUGUUUUGAGCAGUGUAUAAUAUGACUAAAACAUUAAUUUUAAACCUUGCUUACAUUUGUAUACGAUUUUUGUUUGUUUUUCGGCUCCGAAAACUUUCGGAGGCCAAAUAAAGUCACCCGCGGGCCAAAAUCGGCCCGCAGGCUGCCAGUAGGAGAACCCUGCUAUAGUCUGUUGAAUAUAAGACAAUGCUCCUUUUCAUUAAUACUCAUUUUGAUUUGACUCCUUUUUUAAACCUGUAUUUACUCUGUAGAUACAGCUCAGAUCUGAACACAGUGUCGUUUGUGAAGGAGGGGAGCGUUGGCCUGAGACUGGUGGGAGGCAACGACGUGGGCAUCUUUGUGGACGGGGUUCAGCCUAACAGCCCAGCCCAGGAGCAGGGCAUUAAGGAGGGGGACCAGAUCAUGAAGGUGAGACCCACUGAUCACAGCAGCGGUCACCACCGGUACAGGGUGUGCAGGCUUUUGUUCUAGCCCAGUACUAACACAGCUGAUUCAACUAAGAUCUUGAUUAGUUUAUUCCGUUUUUUUUAUUUUUAAUGCUGUGUAAGUAAAAGCCUGUACACACUGUAGCUCUUUGGUGUUGGUGACCACUGAGGUGCUGAUUUACAGUACAAGUAGAUGCAACACGUCUUUCACCGCUUAUGGUCUUGUUGUAGGUGAAUGGGGUGGAUUUUGGUCAUUUCAACCGUGAGGAAGCUGCAAUGUUCCUGAUCAACAUCAAGAGAGGGGAGCCGGUGGACAUCCGUACUCAGAACAAGAUGGACAGUGAGUACUACUUCAGAGACUGAAGCAGAUGCAGGGGGGGGAAGAAUUGUAGUUGAUUUCAGAGGAUUUGUCCAUGUGACGUUUUCUAUGGAAUUACUUUGGUAUUAACUCUACCCAGUAAUAAGGGACAUACAAAUGAUAAAGUUAUUCCUAAAUGACUAAGUUAUUCUUCCUCUCUUGUCAGUUUACAAGAAGAUCCUGAAGUCCAACCUGGGGGACUCGUUCUACGUCCGGACCCACUAUGACAAUGAGGUGGAGGGCAACAUCGGCCUAGCCUUCACCAGGGGAGAGGUGUUCAGGGUGGUGGACACCAUGCACAAGGGCAAGCUGGGCAAGUGGCUGGCUAUACGCAUGGGCAACGACCUGCAUGAGCUGGACAAGGGCACCAUCCCCAACCAGGCCAGGUGAGUUGAGACUAGAAUGAUUGAUUGGUUGGUUGGUUUAUUCAUUCAUUGAUUGGUUGGAUUUGGAUGUAAAAAGACAAAUGUAUAAAGAUACAUAUGGUUACAGAGCAUGACACCUGAGAGUGCACUAUGCUACUGCACUAUUUUCCAAUGUGUACACUUACAGUAGAUACUGUCAUUAGGGUUGCUUUUAUUCUACAAUAAUUAUAUUACAGCAUCAUUUACAUGGUAUUUCCUCUCCGUCUCUCUCUCAGGGCCGAGACUCUGGCCAGUAUGGAGCAGGCUCAGAGGGCCAGUGGAGGAGGGGAUCGCCACGUCUCAGGGCCCAGGGCAGAGUUUUGGAAACUACGGGGGCUCAGAGGGGCCAAGAAGAACAUCCGCAGGACUCGUGAUGACCUGCUCCAGCUCACCAUCCAGGGCAAAUUCCCAGCAUAUGAGAGAGUUCUGCUCAGAGAAGGUAGGGACAGUUUUAUUUUGCAUAAUAGUUCACAUAAUAGUCAAACACUUUAAACACAUGUACACCCUUUUGACCCAUGUGGCGCUCCAGCUAAUUUCAAACGGCCAAUCGUCAUCCUGGGUCCUCUGAACGAUGUGGCCAUGGAGAAGCUGGCCAGAGAGAUGCCUGACGAAUAUGAGGUGGCAGAGAUGGCUCCUCAUAGUAGUGGCGCAGACACCACUUCCACAGUCAUCAAGCUGGACACAGUACGAAGGAUUGCAGAGAAGGUGAUGAAACAAACUGGGAUGUGACCUGUUUUGGUGUGAGACAGAGCAGACGUACAACUGCUGUAUGCUUGUUUGAAUCCAGGACCAGAAUUGAAGAAAAAUGCCUUGUAUGUUUCUUCACUCUCUGUUUCCAGAACAAGCACCCUCUACUGGAUAUUACUCCUACUGCAGUGGAGCGUCUGAACUACAUCCAGUACCACCCCAUGGUGCUGUUCCUGGACCCACACAGCAGGAAGGACGUCAAGGCCAUGAGGCAGAGGAUGUGCCCCAACUCCAACAAGAGCUCCAGACGCCUCUACGCACAGGCCCUCAAGAUGAGGAAGCACUGCAGCCAUCUGUUCGCAGGUAAACCACACGCCUGUGUUAUCAAAACACAUACAUGUUGUUUUUGCUCUUAAGUGGUUUAUCUGUAAAAAAUAGUUUUAUUAAUAAAUAUGUCCCAUCAUUCCCAUUCUUCCCAGCUCGUAUUGAUCUCCAGCCCAGCUCUAAUGUGUGGUAUGAGACUCUGAAAGACAAGAUUAGACACCAGCAGGCCAAACCUGUCUGGGUCUCAGAAGUCACGGUAAGACAGACAGAUCCCAGCUCACAGUCAAACCGGGAAUUUGCUCUCACUGAAUUACCUGGCGGAAUAAAGACCAAAAUAAGUAAAUAAAUGUCUGUCUGUGUGUUUAGUUGGAGGGAGGCGGAGAGGAGGAGCUGGAUGCAUUGGACCGGACCCACUCGGACUACCUGAGUGCUGCCAGUGAACUGGAGGACACAGACGGAGAGGCGUUUACAGACGGAGAGGUCUACACUGACAAUGAGGACCUGGAGGAACCAUUUAAUGCCAGCAACCAGUCCAGGCUCACCGCUCUAGCCCGCUCUUCAGAGCCUGCCUCUGAGUACUACAGCCCCGGCCCCUCCCCCGAGCCUCUGAGAGAGGUUCCACCCCUGAUGCAUGUGUCUGAGCCCAGAUCAACCCGUUGUCCAUCUGACGGCCCUCCUCGCGGUGACCUUGCUGAUGACACCCCGUCCUAUCAUAGCUUCUCAGAUUCGGACUUCAGUACCAUUGACCAGGCUGUUCCGACCACCCCCUCGGACACACCCCCUGACUUCAUAGCCCCUGACCCCAGAAUCUCUGUCCCUGAGCCCCAGUUGGCCGAGCUGCUGCCAGAGAGCCCCCCAGCCGUCACACUGUCAGUCAUAGAGAAGAAACUCCAACAGGUACUGAUGGGACUGUCACAGUCCAGCAUAGCACAAACUCUUACAGAUCCUCUAUAAGCUCUUAGUGUACUUCUAAAGCAGGGUUCUUCAAUCCUGGUCCUGGAGGGCCGAGACACCUCUGUUUUUCAUCCUCUCCUUCUAAUCAGGGGCUAAUUCAGACCUGGGACACCAGGUGAGUGCAAUUAACUACCAGGUAGAAAUAAAAAACAGAAGUGUUUCGGCCCUCCAGGACCAGGAUUGAAGAACCCUGCUCUAAAGGCUCAAAUACUCUUAACUUAGUCUCCAGUGAUUUUGACCCAUGACCUCUUCCCCUCUUUCAGACCCGUAUGGCAGAAUCUCAGGAGAGGAAAGCAUCCCCAUCGUUCAUUGUGUAAGUGAAGUAGACCUACUCUACCAGUCAAAAGUUUGGACACACCUGCUCAUUCAAGGGUUUUUCUUUAUUUUUACUAUUUUUUACAUUGUAGAAUAAUAGUAAAGACAUCAAAACUAUGAAAUAACACAUAUGGAAUCAUGUAGUAAACAAAAAAGUGUUAAACAAAUCUUCAAAUAGCCACCCUUUGCCUUGAUGACAGCUUUGCACACUCUUGGCAUUCUCUCAACCAGCUUCACCUGGAAUGCUUUUCCAACAGUUUUGAAGGAGUUCCCUCAUAUGCUGAGCACUUGUUGGCUGCUUUUCCUUCACUCUGCGGUCUGACUCAUCCCAAACCAUCUCAAUUGGCUUGAGGUCGGGGGAUUGUGGAGGCCAGGUCAUCUGAUGCAGCACUCCAUCACUCUCCUUCUUGGUAAAAUAGCCCUUACACACCCUGGAGGUGUGUUGGGUCAUUGUCCUGUUGAAAAACAAAUGAUAGUCCCACUAAGCCCAAACCAGAUGGGAUGGCGUAUCGCUGCAGAAUGCUGUGGUAGCCAUGCUGGUUAAGUGUGCAGCAAAGCACCCUCACACCAUAACACCACCUCCUCCAUGCUUUACGGUGGGAAAUACACAUGCGAAGAUCCUCCGUUCUCCCACACCGCGUCUCACAAAGACAAGGCGGUUGGAAUCAUAAAUCUCCAAUUUGGACUCCAGACCAAAGGACCAAUUUCCACCAGUCUAAUGUCCAUUGCUCGUGUUUCUUGGCCCAAGCAGGUCUCUUCUUAUUAUUGGUCUCCUUUAGUAGUGGUUUCUUUGCAGCAAUUCAACCAUGAAGGCCUGAUUCACACAGUCCCCUCUGAACAGUUGAUGUUGAGAUGUGUCUGUUACUUGAACUCUGUGAAGCAUUUAUUUGGGCUGCAAUUUCUGAGGCUGGUAACUCUAAUGCACUUAUCCUCUGCAGCAGAGGAACUCUGGGUCUUCCAUUCCUGUGGCCAGUUUCAUCAUAGUGCUUGAUGGUUUAUGCGACUGCACUUGAAGAAACGUUAAAAGUUCUUUAAAUUUUCCGUAUUGACUGACCUUCAUGUCUUAAAGUAAUGAUGGACUGUCGAUUCUCUUUGCUUAUUUGAGCUGUUCUUGCCAUAAUAUGGACUUGUCAUUUACCAAAUAGGGCUAUCUUCUGUAUUACCCCACCCCCCGCCCUUGUCACAACAGAACUGAUUGGCUCAAACGCAUUAAGAAGGAAAGAAGCCCUGUUAUUUUAUUUUACUUCUGCUCUUUUUUUCUCAACACUUUUUUGUUUUAUUUUACUUUUUUAUUAAAAAAUAAAUGCAUUGUUGGUUAAGGGCUGUAAGUAAGCAUUUCACGGUAAUGUCUACACCUGUUGUAUUCGGCGCAUGUGGCAAAUACAUUUUGAUUUGAUUUGAAAUUCCACAUUAACUUUUAAGGCGGCACACCUGUUAAUAGAAAUGCAUUCCAGGUGACUACCUCAUAAAGCUGGUUGAGAGAAUGCCAACAGUGUGCAAAGCUGUCAUCAAGGCAAAAGGGUGGCUAUUUGAAGAAUCUCAAAUAUAAAAUAUAUUUUGAUUUGUUUAACACUUUUUUUGGUUACUACAUUAUUCCAUACAGUGCCUUGCCAAAGUAUUCAUGCCCCUUGGCGUUUUUCCUAUUUUGUUGCAUUACAACCUGUAAUUUAAAUGGAUUUUUAUUUGGAUUUCAUGUAAUGGACAUACACAAAAUAGUCCAAAUUGGUGAAGUGAAAUGAAAAAAAGAACUUAUUUCAAAGAAUUCUAAAAAAUAAAUAACGGUGAAGUGGUGCGUGCAUAUGUAUUCACCCCCUUUGCUAUGAAGUCCCUAAAUACGAUCUGGUGCAACCAAUUACCUUCAGAAGUCACAUAAUUAGUUAGAUUGCACACAGGUGGACUUUAUUUAAGUGUCACAUGAUCUCAGUAUAUAUACACCUGUUCUGAAAGGCCCCAGAGUCUGCAACACCACUAAGCAAGGGGUACCAUGAAGACCAAGGAGCUCUCCAAACCUGUCAGGGAUAAAGUUGUAGAGAAGUACAGAUCAGGGUUGGGUUAUAAAAAAAAUAUCAGAAACUUUGAACAUCCCACGGAGCACCAUUUUAAAUCCAUUAUUAAAAAAUGGAAAGAAUAUGGCACCACAACAAACCUGCCAAGAGAGGGCCGCCCACCAAAACACACGGACCCGGCAAGGAGGGCAUUAAUCAGAGAGGCAACAAAGAGCUGCAAAGCUGCAAAAGCUCCACAGCGGAGAUUGGCGUAUCUGUCCAUAGGACCACUUUAAGCCAUACACUCCACAGAGCUGGGCUUUACGGAGGAGUGGCCAGAAAAAAGCCAUUGCUUAAAGAAAAACAUAAGCAAACACGUUUGGUGUUCACCAAAAGCAAUGUGGGAGAUUCCCCAAACAUAUGGAAGAAAGUACUCUAGUCAGAUGAGACUAAAAUUGAGCUUUUUGGCCAUCAAGGAAAACGCUAUGUCUGGCGCAAACCCAACACCUCUCAUCACCCCGAGAACACCAUCCCCACAGUGAAGUAUGGUGGUGGCAGCAUCAUGCUGUAAGUCGCUCUGGAUAAGAGCGUCUGCUAAAUGACUAAAAAUGUAAAUGUAAAUGCUGUGGGUAUGUGUUUCAUUGGGCUCCCGAGUUGCGCAGCGGUCUAAGGCACUGCAUCUCAGUGCUUGAGGCGUCACUACAGAUCCCCUGGUUCGAUUCCAGGCUAUAUCACAACCGGCCGUGAUUGGGAGUCCCAUAGGGCGGUGCACAAUUGGCCCAGCUUCGUCCGGGUUUGGCCGGUGUAGGCCGUCAUUGUAAAUAAGAAUUUGUUCUUAACUGACUUGCCUAGUUAAAUAAAGGUACAAAAUAAAAUACAAAUCGGCAGGGACUGGGAAACUGGUCAGAAUUGAAGGAAUUAUGGAUGGCGCUAAAGACAGGGAAAUUCUUGAGGGAAACCGGUUUCAGUUUUCCAGAGAUUUGAGACUGGGACGGAGGUUCACCUUCCAGCAGGACAAUGACCCUAAGCAUACUGCUAAAGCAACACUUCAGUGGUUUAAGGGGAAACAUUUAAAUGUCUUGGAAUGGCCUAGUCAAAGCCCAGACCUCAAUCCAAUUGAGAAUCUGUGGUAUGACUUAAAGAUUGUUGUACACCAGCGGAACCCAUCCAACUUGAAGGAGGUGGAGCAGUUUUGCCUUGAAGAAUGGGCAAAAGUCCCAGUGGCUAGAUGUGCCAAGCUUAUAGAGACAUACCCCAAGAGAUUUGCAGCUGUAAUUGCUGCAAAAGGUGGCUCUACAAAGUAUUGACUUUUGGUGGGUGAAUAGUUAUGCACGCUCAAGUUUUCUGUUUUUUUGUCUUAUUUCUUGUUUGUUUCACAAUAAAAACAUAUUUUGCAUCUUCAAAGUGGUAGGCAUGUUGUGUGAAUCAAAUGAUGCAAACCCCCCAAAAACUCCAGGUUGUAAGGCAACAAAAUAGGAAAAAUGUGAAUACUUUCGCAAACCACUGUAUGUGUUAUUUCAUAGUUUUGAUGUCUUCACUAUUAUUCUACAAUGUAGAAAAUAGUCAAAUUAAAGAAAACCCUGGAUUGAGUAGGUGUUUCCAAACUUUUGACUGGUACUGUAUAUCUGAUAAUAUUAAUUUGUGUGAUGCUGUUUGUUCAAUUGCAUAGUCAUCAAAAUGCGUGUCUAUAAACCAACCUUAGCAAUUGAGCAACUACUCCAGUCCUAGUCCAACUUCUUCUAUCCAAGUUGAGUAAGACUGAAGUGACAGUUAGUAAUGCCCUCUUUCUCUUCUAUCUCCUGAUAGGUUGGCUCACCACCAGGCUGUCCAGACGAGACGCACUCGGAUCCGAGGCAGUGACAGCUCUGACAAUGAAGAGACUGAUGACAUCGAGUGGGGUCCAGCUACAGAACUUUAGAUUAGAGCACACCAUUCCAGAACUAUAACUCUAGAGAGCAUAGACAACGGCCGUGUUCGAGAGCAUCAAAACCGUGAUGUGACUGACUGACUGAUCUACAAAUAACAAUCAGUCGCUAUUUAUGAUACAAAGUUCAGUUAGUCGGCAGUCGCCUGCACUGUCUGCUACAAUGUCAUAGCCUCUUAAAUGUGAAUUUCUCUCAACUUCAACCUUCAAGGAUCACUUGUUUUUUUCUUCUUCUAUUGGACCAACAUUUUCUUUGGAGAGUUAAGUUGGAGGGCCAAUGCUAGGGCUGCCUUCCGACAUGGGAAUGCAGGCAAUGGCUUCCGCAGACAAGGGCUCACACCUUUCUAAAUGCCUAAUUCCAAGAGAGGAAGAUGUUUCAUUUUGCUGGAAAUUCUAAUAAAAAAACUCAGGGUUUUUGUAUUUAUACAACUUGCAGUAAAGUAUUAUGUACCUUUUUAAUAAAUGCUAUUUUUAAAAUCAAAACUAUGGAGAUACCAACCCCGGCAACAGUUUUGCUGUCAAGGAUGUCAUUUGAACUAAAAACAUUUUAAAGCUGGAAUCCUUAAUUGAAACAAUAACAGUGGUCACCCCACCUUUGGGGUCAAAACGAGUGCUAUGUAUGCAAGGACUGACCACUGGAUGAUAUAAAAAUAUAUAGUUUUAACCAUAUUGCGGCUAUACAGUGUUUGUUUACAU